Molecule: messenger RNA, 591 nt
Organism: Capsella rubella
Lineage: Eukaryota; Viridiplantae; Streptophyta; Magnoliopsida; Brassicales; Brassicaceae
Exons: 2
Coding region: 18-518 (166 amino acids)
Source: RefSeq, a predicted model, not a curated record
AAACAUUUCAGCAAACAAUGAUGAAGAAAACGAGUCUGGCGAUGGAGAAGAAAGCAGUGAAAACGAGCGUGGCUAUGGAGAAGAAAGCAAUGGAGCCGGUACCAUCGCUUAAUACGAAAUACGAGGUGCGCAUAAUUGACGCUAUAAUUGGUACACACAUGGGAGCACCCGGAUACUCGUACCGCGUACGGGUUUGGCCGGAGCAUCUGGAGAUUAUGUUGAAGGAGACAAACUGGGUUAGGUCAGAGACUGGUGAUCCCAAAUUCAAUCAAUCGCUUAUUUUCAACCACCCUUCUCCUAUCUCCACGUUCAUGCUUUCCCUUGAGCUGGUGGAGUCGCCGGAGCCCGAAGGAGUAGAACUUCCUCAGCUUCCUAAUCCUAACUAUCUGAUGUCAUCAGUUAUUGGCACCGGUAGUUCAGUCGUGGUACCAACCGAACCAAAAGAGGAGUUUGUAUUUAUGUUCGACGAAGACCAGAAGGAGACUGGAAGCAUCAACAUUCUUGUUAAGGUCGAGUAAUUACUUUACUACCGAGAAAAAAAGAGUGUUAGUAAAUCUUAAUUAUGAAUAAUGAUGAUCGUAUGUAAGCCGU